UUCUCGUUUCGAGCCCUAUAUAUGUUGAUCCCCCUCACUUCUUCAGUCCUCAUUCAUAAUUCAAAAACUCUCUCACUGUUCUUUAGACACAUUUAUACUUUCUUUCCGGAGUCACGAUGCUUGCGACGCUCAAAUCCGAAGAAUCCAGCGGCCAGUUACAGCUCGUCGAACGAGAAGACAUCGAAGACGAUGAAGACCUCUUCGAAGCUAUCGACAAAUUGAUUGCUCAAGGCAUCAAUGCCGGAGAUGUGAAGAAGCUUCAGGACGCAGGGAUAUAUACCUGCAAUGGCUUGAUGAUGCACACAAAGAAGAACUUGACUGGAAUCAAAGGUCUAUCCGAGGCCAAGGUCGAUAAGAUCUGCGAGGCUGCUGAGAAGAUUGUGAAUUUUGGAUAUAUUACCGGAAGCGACGCAUUGCUCAAAAGGAAGUCAGUGAUCCGAAUCACUACUGGAAGCCAAGCGCUUGAUGAAUUGCUAGGAGGUGGGAUCGAGACAUUAGCCAUUACAGAAGCGUUUGGAGAAUUCCGAUCGGGGAAAACACAGCUUGCUCAUACUCUCUGUGUUUCCACUCAGCUGCCAACUAAUAUGAGGGGAGGCAACGGAAAAGUUGCUUACAUUGACACAGAAGGAACUUUCCGACCUGACCGAAUUGUUCCCAUAGCUGAGAGAUUUGGCAUGGAUCCUGGGGCUGUACUGGACAAUAUUAUAUAUGCUCGUGCCUACACUUACGAGCAUCAGUACAAUCUCCUGCUUGGGUUGGCUGCUAAAAUGUCCGAGGAGCCAUUCAGACUUCUGAUUGUGGAUUCGGUGAUUGCUCUGUUUCGGGUAGACUUUUCUGGAAGAGGAGAGCUUGCAGAGCGUCAGCAAAGACUGGCACAGAUGCUUUCUCGAUUAAUAAAGAUAGCUGAGGAGUUCAAUGUUGCAGUUUAUAUGACAAAUCAAGUCAUAGCUGAUCCAGGAGGCGGGGUGUUCGUAACUGAUCCAAAGAAACCAGCAGGAGGGCAUGUGCUAGCCCAUGCAGCCACAGUAAGGUUGAUGUUCAGGAAAGGAAAAGGGGAACAGCGGAUUUGCAAAGUGUUUGACGCCCCCAACCUGCCAGAGGCUGAAGCAAUAUCCUUUUUUUUGCUCCUUUAAAAAUAAUCUACUCGUCCAGUAAUCACAAAAUUAAUCAAAUCCACCCCAAAUAGUUAUGAAACUAUGAUUGUUAAAAACAAAGGGACCUUUAUCGUAAUUCUAAAUAACC
This is a messenger RNA of Vigna umbellata (rice bean), 1242 nucleotides long. Lineage: Eukaryota; Viridiplantae; Streptophyta; Magnoliopsida; Fabales; Fabaceae. The record is from RefSeq and is a predicted model, not a curated record.